AUGGCCCGUGCAGCCCCGCUGUCGAAAGCUCCCUCAAACUCGUCAUCGGACAUCCCGGACGACCCCGCCACCACCUCCCGCGGACCACGAGACUCCCGAUCCGAGAUGGACUUUGAGCCUUCGACCGGAGGGCCUUGCAGUCCUUUCGAGGACGAUGUCGGCGGCGGAGGCGGCGAGAGGCCAAAGGUCCUGCCGGCGGACUUGCCCACCUCCCUCGAUGAUAGGCGCAUGCCCAGGGAGCCGGUCCCCGAGACAGAGAUGUACGACGGUUGGCAAGGACAAUCUCAAUUCCUGACCUCUCCGGUCGUUGCGAAGCCUCUCAAAUUUAGCGACCUCUCCCUAGACGACAAGAAUUACGACGAAGAUCUCACAAGGGGCGUCUCUGACAGUGACACGCGGCUGAUGGAGAUGCUGGCAGCCCAGGCGGCCCACUCAUCCGGCCCCGGCUUCGAAGAUGAGGCAGCCAUCGCGGCGAACGAGGAGCUUUCGGAGGACGAGAAGAAGAAGAUGCUGCAGAAAGCCUUGAACAUGGCAGCGAGUAAUGGCAAUGUGACUCAGGUCAACCGGAUGUUAGCUGGCAAGGCCAAGGAAUACGUGGAUAUCAACGCUCCAGACGAGGACGGCACUCCUCCACUGAUAUAUGCCAGUUGUUUUGGCCAUGAAGCUGUCGUAGAAGCUCUGAUCGCAGCUGGAGCCGAUAUUGACAAACAGGACCGCAACCGUUGGAGCGCCCUCAUGUGGGCCAUGACCAAUCGCCACAAGCAGAUUGCAAAGGUUCUUCUAGACAAUGGGGCAUCUUCAGACGCGAAGACCACUUCUGGCCGUACCGCUGCUGAUUUCGUUGCCCCUGAUAGCGACAUGUCCUUCUACCUACAUAGUAACGGGUACAACAUUGGCAGUGCUGGUAUCGGCGACGAUGAUUUCUACAAGCCCGGCUUCUCGCAAGACAAGUUUGAGGAGGAGUUGAUGGAGAGCGAACUGCGGAGGCGUAUGAUGAUGGAAAGCGCGCGAGACUUGGAAGUUGACCUAGGCAACGUUGGAAUAGACGAUCAACCAGAGGUCGACGAUGAAUUCGAGGAGGAGCAACAGGAGUUUGACUGGGCAAGAUGCCUCCACGACCAGAUGUUUGUGUUCCAAGAAGGCGACUUGGACCGCAUUCUGGACAUCAUCGUCACCAACAUGACGCCACAGAGAUCAGCUGCUCAAAAGCCAGUCCCCGCGAACAUGAUCUUCUUGAGCGCGAGAUAUGCCCAUUACCAUGCAAGCUCUGACCUCUUGGCAAAGCUACUCAUCAAGGCCAUGGAUAGGAUAAAUGAGGUUGUCGAGGAUCACCAGUGGGACAUGACUAUCCUGGCGUUCUGGAUCUCGAAUGCCACUUUACUGCUUCAUUAUUUGAAGAAAGAUGCUGGUCUUGUUGAGGCCACUGUUAACUUUCAGGCCCAGCUUGCUGAACUAAUCAACGAGAUUUUCAUUCUCAUCGUCCGUGACGCGGAAAGGCGGCUGGACAAGGUCCUUGAUGCAGCAAUGCUAGACCACGAGACAAUACCAGGUUUUGAGGGCAUAACCUUCCAAAACGAGUGGAAGAUAUUCAAGACCAAAAAGAAGGUCAAGGAAGAACCGCCGGAGCGGAAAUAUCGGCCACCAUCGCCCAAGCAGAGGGCAAAGCCGGCACCCAGGAACGUCACCUCUCUCCUCUCUUCGACACUAUUCGUGCUCGACCUCUACGACGUGCAUUCGGUCAUCACUGCGCAGAUCAUUGCGCAACUGCUAUAUUGGCUGGGAGCCGAACUGUUCAACCGGGUAAUGUCCAACAGGAAAUACCUGGCUCGCACAAAAGCGAUGCAGAUACGCAUGAAUGUCUCGGUGCUGGAGGACUGGGCGCGCACCAACAACAGACAACCUGAGCACUACGAGUACGGCGACAUGCAGGCUCACGGCGACAACACCAUAGAGUCAGCCAGGAGGCAUAUGAGCCCCAUCAUCCAACUUCUACAGUGGCUACAGUGUUUCUCGUCGCUUGGGGCUGAUGACCUGGAGGCGCUGAUUGAUACUUUGCAGCAGCUCAAGUCUCUCACCCCACAGCAGCUCAUCCAUGCUGCGAACCACUACCGCGCCGAGGUCGGCGAAAAAGGCCUCCCCAAGAGCGCGAUGAAAUACCUCGCGGCGAUACAGAAGGAAACGGAGGUGCGAAGGGAGAAGGAGAAAAGCAAUCGUCGCAGCGUGGCGGCCUCGCUCUCGUCUCCAACACGUAGCGUAGCCCCCGAGAGCGCGCCCUCCACGCCUCAGCGGAACGCCAAGAAACCUGCGAAUGGCGGUGCAGAGCCACAGACGCCCGGGGAUGACGACGAGGAGGAGGACGCGCCCGAGAACCUCCUGAUGGACCCGGCAUACAUGCUCCCAUUCACACUGCCGUCGGUCACGGACAUGCUGGUGUGCUUCGGGGCCGGCUUCGGCGGCGUCAACCGAGAGCGCGAGAGGAAAUACAUACCGACGGUGCCGCCUGAGUUUUUGGCAAAGCUGGAGGUCGUCGGAGGCGGGAGUAGCAAUGCGAGGCGACCUAUGUACGGCGAGCAAGACUGGGACUCGAACGAGGAAGUCUAG
Messenger RNA from Diaporthe citri, 2601 nucleotides. RefSeq lists its product as uncharacterized. The transcript is spliced from 5 exons. The record is from RefSeq and is a predicted model, not a curated record. Gene Ontology annotation, molecular function: GTPase binding. Lineage: Eukaryota; Fungi; Ascomycota; Sordariomycetes; Diaporthales; Diaporthaceae. The coding region runs from base 1 to 2601 and encodes 866 amino acids.